CAGGUUUUGAAAGGCUAUCACCAUGCUGCCGUGCACUCCUGGUUUCGACAGCCCUCUCUGUAGCCUAUCAAUAAUCCAGUUAGUUGUAGUGACUAGUCGGCCCGGUGCGGUGCAGCCAUACUGUCCGGUUCAGCUUCGCUCUCCGUGGGAAGUGAGGAUGUUGAGGCCUGUCAUUCCUGCAACACAUCCAUCACCAACCCGGGGCUUUUAGGCUGGUCCGGGCUAUGGCUGCACCCAUCGGACAUUUCGACGACGACUGGCCGAUUCUGGGUGAUCUGAACCUGGUGUCAGACCAGAAGCUGCUGCCACAGAAAGGCCGUGUGGCCGCCGCGGCAGAAACCGCAGCAGCCCCGCAGCUCCUCCCGGAUGAUUGUGGUGAUGAUACCCCCGAGCUGCACGACGGCAGCUUCUCCUCGGCGAAAACCGGUGCUUUUAAGUCCAUGGAGGACCUGGUGAACGGUUUCGACGAGAAGUUAUCCGUGUGCUUCCGAGGUUUUAACGCUAAGACGGACAGCAUCGCUUCUGUGAACGUGAUCGCUGAGGACUCGCUGCUGGAGAAAGACGAAAUCUGGAAUGCUUUGACCAGAAACUAUGGGUGUGUGAUGCCGGUUGAUUGGAAACAGUCUCGAACAUGCGCCCUCCACAUCCCCACAUUCAACCUGGAGGAGAAGCCCAGAAAGACUGAUGUCACGGUGGAGCUGUCGGAUGAUGAGGAGCUGAGGGAGCAGCUGGACAUGCACUCCAUCAUUGUCUCCUGCCUCGCAGAGGAGCCGCUUUUCACAGCAGAGCAGGUUAUUGAGGAGAUAGAGGAGAUGAUGCAGGACUCUCCUGACACGGAGGCAGAGCACAAUCCCUCUCAGUCGGACCUCUCGAUGCUCUCCUUGGACAUCCAGCGGGCCACCAGCAGCCCCAGCUACGAGAGGAGGGUGAGGACCCUGAGCGUCGCGGAGCUGAAUGAACGUCUGGAGGAGAUGGAGACGAACAUCAGGAGAUUCUCCGAGGAGCUUGUGCAGCAGCUGGCUCUCAGAGACGAGCUGGACUUUGAGAAAGAGGUGAAGAACAGCUUCAUCUCGGCGCUCAUCGACGUACAAAACCGACAGAAGGAGCACCGGGAGCUGCUGAAGAAGAAGAAGAAGCUGAAAGGUGGAGCCGGGACGUCGCAGGGUCACGCGGAGAAGACGCUCGGAUCACGCUUCAGCAUGGAGGGACUCUCUUCUGUCAUUCAGAACGGCUUCCGGCAAACCUUUGGGAGCGGGUGCAGUGAAAGACAGUAUUUGACCACAGUUAUCCCUUAUGAGAAAAAAGGACAUCCUCCUUCGCUCGAGGACCUCCAGAUCCUGACUAAGAUUUUACAAGCGAUGAGAGACGACAGUGACAAGGUGCCCAGUCUCUUAACAGACUAUAUUCUCAAAGUGCUUUGCCCUACAUAGACCAGAGGGACGGUGCCUAACACUCCACAGAGGCUUCAGAGAGUUAACUUUGGCAGCAAGAUGAAGAGGACUCAAUGUGUUUUUUGCAGACAUUAAGCAUACUUAAUUUAUUCCUGCACAUUUUGAUGUCACAGUGUGUCUUUUUGUGUUAUUUUCCUCAUUUACUUUUAUUUAUUUUGUGUUGAGCAUUGUACUUUUUCCAUCCGUGUGUGUUCCUGUGCAUUUUGACUUAUUUUCUGUGUUUUUGAUUUUCUUCCUCUGUGAAAGAAUAUUCUAAAAAUGCUAAGUUAUAUGAGUAUUGAUAUACCGGCACAGCAGCUGCACUGUUUAGAAGCUGAGCUUUGCUUGUUGGUUUUAAGUAAGAACAGAGCUACAAUGCAAAGUGCUUUGUAUUUAUGUGAAGGGCUCAACUAUCCACUGAGCAGCGAACAGACCCACAAAGCACGUUAAACACAGGAGAUUAACUUUAGAUGAAGAGAUCAGCAGAAGUCUAAAGCAUAAAUGGAAGAGCAAAACAAGAUAAAGUGUGAUUUUAUUGAUCCCCAGGAUGAAAGCAACAAGUACUGCAGCAGGUUGAACAAGUACAGGAUACAUAUGAAAUAUGUAAUAUUAACAAAAGAGUUACUUGGCUUGAGCAUAAAGUUAACAUGAACAUUAUAUUAAAAAAACUUGAUAUAGUUCAACACAGCUUUCCACAUAGCAGGCAGAAUGUUCUGUCUGCAUUCGUCUCGGCAGAAUACAUGAUCAUUGUUACUGUACAGGAUAAAGGGUUGGUGGUCAAGAUAAAGUCUGAACAGAAAUGAACAAACUAACUAUGCAUUAGAGUAAACUGAUUUGUGACCCACGUACUGUCUGUACUUUGGCGACGCCGAUUGCAGCUCUGAAUCAGAGACUGGAGCGUCGAUGUGCCUGCUGAGCACAGGGCAGCGUCCACCAUGGCUGGCCAUUGUUAUUCUCUGUGUAUUCUUGCACACGAACAAGCUGCCUUUGCCUCAACUUUUGUACAUUUGAAACGACUUAUUUUCAACGAAUGUCAUGAAUGCUGGAUUACUUACAGAACCUGCUUCAUUGUUAAUUUAUUUUGUAAAUAUUUCAUUUCAAAAUAUAUCGAUCGCACCCA
Messenger RNA from Scatophagus argus, 2550 nucleotides. It is a transcript of the gene fez2a, whose product is annotated as fasciculation and elongation protein zeta 2a. Gene Ontology annotation, cellular component: axon; cytoplasm. NCBI's taxonomy places the organism in Eukaryota, Metazoa, Chordata, Actinopteri, Scatophagidae. The transcript is spliced from 9 exons. The coding region runs from base 225 to 1430 and encodes 401 amino acids. The record is from RefSeq and is a predicted model, not a curated record.